UGAAGUCCGGCCGCGGGUGGGAGCCCCAACUGUCCGAAGGUCGCGCUGGUCCCUACAGAGCCGUUGGGGAGGAUGUUGUCCAGGUGAAGAGCCGGGGCGCUGAGAAACUUCAUGAGUCCUUCGGGUAAAAGCGGGAGUGGGGGCGGCCGGAGGGCAGAUGACUGAGUCGGUGCGGAUCUUCGGUCCUAAGGCGAGAACGUGUCUUGGGUUUUGUCGGAAGUGCUGAUUGCGGGCCUCAUAAAAAAGUUUUACCCUGAACUGACUUUCUGGGAUUUCCUUGACCCUGCAUUAACUGGCUCCGUGACAAAACGAAACUGGGAGGAAGGAAGCGAGGAUUGGCCUGCUGUGAUCUUAGCGGAAAAAUAUCCGUAAUUAGACCCGGGAGGGCGUGCCUGAGAGCGAUUGCUGUCCGCGGUGCUGAAGAAAAAGACUGCCACGCCUCGAGGAGGAAACCUGAUGAGGGCAGGCGGCGUUUCCGUUUCUCCUGGCUGAGCUCAGCACCCAACACUCAGUAGGGCAAGCACCUCCAGCUUUUGCCCCACAGAUGAUUUGCCUCCAGGCGGGGGCCUUCAGAGCAUUUCACUAGACCUCUGUCUGUCUCGGCCCGGUCUCUUUAGCUAAGCAGAAAGCAUAUAACGCAACUUUGAUUAAAGAUGACUUCCUUGUUUGUUCAAGAAAUUCGUCUUUCUAAAAGACAUGAAGAAAUAGUAUCACAAAGAUUAAUGUUACUUCAACAAAUGGAGAAUAAAUUUGGAAAUCAAAACACAGAAAAGGCGUCUCAGCUGCAAGCAGCUGAGACUGCUUUUAAAAGGAACCUUAGUCUUUUAAAGGAUAUAGAAGAAGCAGAACAAUCUCUACAGUCCAGGAUUCACCGACUUCCACGGCCUGAGGUGGUUUCUCUUGAGACUCGUUACUGGGCAUCAGUAGAAGAAUAUAUUCCCAAAUGGGAACAGUUUCUUUUAGGAAGAGCACCAUAUCCUAUUGGUGUUGAAAAUCAAAAUGAAGCAGAAAAUACCAUUCAAAGGGAGGCACAGUGAUAACUUCUUCACAUGUAUUUCAAAAACCCUGCUUAAUAAAGCUGAAUAUUAAAGAGUAUGUAGGUAACUGCAGGAACUCUAGGAGUUGAAUGUGUUCAUAUUUUUUUUUACCUUCUAAAUAACAAUGAAGAUAUAAGAAUUUACUGGAAAGUCUCAUGUUAUCAAGUCAUGAAUUUGCUUUCUACCAAACCCAUGGACAUGUUAAAAACUAGUAUUAGAAGGUGAAAUCCUUAUUAA
This is a messenger RNA of Carlito syrichta (Philippine tarsier), 1274 nucleotides long. It is a transcript of the gene CEP15, whose product is annotated as chromosome unknown C3orf14 homolog. NCBI's taxonomy places the organism in Eukaryota, Metazoa, Chordata, Mammalia, Primates, Tarsiidae. Bases 654 to 1037 code for a protein of 127 amino acids. The transcript is spliced from 6 exons. The record is from RefSeq and is a predicted model, not a curated record.